Sporisorium graminicola is the source of this 1725-nucleotide messenger RNA. RefSeq lists its product as uncharacterized. Gene Ontology annotation, molecular function: DNA-binding transcription factor activity. The transcript has a single exon. The coding region runs from base 1 to 1725 and encodes 574 amino acids. Lineage: Eukaryota; Fungi; Basidiomycota; Ustilaginomycetes; Ustilaginales; Ustilaginaceae. The record is from RefSeq and is a predicted model, not a curated record. Gene Ontology annotation, cellular component: Ste12p-Dig1p-Dig2p complex; Tec1p-Ste12p-Dig1p complex; nucleus. Gene Ontology annotation, biological process: sexual reproduction.
AUGUACGGUUCACUGGCUACUGCUGACCAGCUCUUGUCCAACGUCCAGAACCCUGGCCACAACUCUCUUGGCCUCCUUGGCAGCCUCUCUCCCGAGGACCAUCCCGUCGACUCGAUCGCCAUGUCGCACUCGCACUCCAUCCCAGCAUUCACCGGCCUUCAUGUGACUGGCAUGCCACAGUCCUCGUAUGGCGCCAGACGCGGCUCGGUCAGCUCGGCUGCCUCGUCGUCAUGUCUCAGUCUCGAACACGCUUUAGAUUACUCGGCGGCCUAUAUAUCUUACUCGCCUCGCUCCUUCACCCUGGGCGAGUCCCCCAUGAACCUGCCUGGCUCGCUCACCUCGCUGUCUGGCCGCGAGAGCCUUGCUCUUGGCACGCCCGGAACGUACGGCCAUGCCGACCUGCCUGCUUCGUACUCCAAUCAGGCAGCGUUUCGGCCUGAGCAGCACAUUGCGCUGCUCGCUCUCUCGCACGGUCAGGACGAGUUCAGCCUCGACAUGCCUCCGCCGUCGACAUUCAGGCGCAGAGCUGCUCACUCGUUCGACGUCUCGAUGCUUCCCGCUCAGCAUACCCAGCCCAACUUAUUCAGUCACUCGCAAAGGAUGAACGAGUCGGACGGCUCGGAAGAGACCAUGCCCAUGCCCAUGCCCACCUCCACCUCGACAGGCACGUUCUCGGGACAGUCGGUCAUCAACCUCAGUGAAGGCUUCCGCGCUGCCCAGGUGCCCGUCACUCCACAGCAUUCCAUGGCCGGCCGUGCCUCGCUCGUGCCCGCUUCCUGCGUGUUUACUCCCGGUCAAUCCUACUCUCCGAGCUUGACACUCGACCACUCGAUCCGAGUUGAUUUCUCCAACCCCAGUUCGCCCUUCUACCCUUCGGCGGUCGCGCGUCGAAGGCUCACUAGUGCCGACCAUGUUCACAGCGACUUGUAUGCGCCUCACGAGAUGAGCACGCUGAGCAAGAAUACGCCGCCUCGGCUCAGCCUCUCGGACAUCAACGGUCUUCACAAGCACGAGCCCAGCUUCCAGCCCGACCUCGCCUUCUGCGAUCACUUCCAGAGCCCGCCGAGCUUCCAGCCGCACCGAUCCAGUUUACCUGACAUGUCGUCCGCUGGCAUGACGGCGUCGGUCAUGUCGAGGGUCGCUUCGGCGCCCACGUCGAGUCCCAUGCCUCAGCUCACUCGCUCGUCGGCGUCGUCCGAGGCUUCUUUUUUCGCCUCGUUCCCAUCAACGCCUUCGUCGUCGAUCGCCUCGGCCGUCGAGGGUCGCAGGGCAAGCUACAUGUAUCCCACCACUCCUACUAACGACUUGAUGUCGCCCGGCAUUGAUCCUUACUACAGCGCUCCUCAGAUGUCGAGUCACCGCAGUAACAGCAUGAUCUCGCUUGGCUCGCCUAUCAACGACAGUGGCUUCGGCUCGAUGCUCCAUGGCCGAAGUUGCAGUGUCUCUGGCUCGGUGACACGCACUACGCCUCGGGGUCGUGUUCGCAAUGCGGGUCCUCCUCCUUUGAUUGUCAGCUCGGCGGAUAAGCUGCACGUCUGCCGCUGCGGUAAGCGCUUCAAGAGGAUGGAGCAUCUGAACCGACACAACCGCAUGCACACGCAGGAGCGUCCGCACAAGUGCCCCGUCGAGGCGUGCGGCAAGUUCUUUGGUCGCUCGGACAACCUCGCGCAGCACCUCAAGACGCACUUCCGACCCACUGGGCUCGUUGGAGCUUCUCCCGCUUAA